GGCACUAGUAUUAUACCAAGAGUAUGAGAAAUACAGUGCUUUAUGGCUCUAACAUCAUUGCCUUCAGUAUCAAGGCUGCCUGGAGAAAGGAUGGCAGCCUCAGGGCUUCCUUAUAUCCUCCACCACAAGAGCUCCUUGAUGAGGGCCAUCUUUUUCCCCUAUCCUGCUCUCCCCUCCCUGCUCCUAAUGGUACAUGGGUACUCAGGCUGGUUCUUGGGCUAGGUAGUGGGGACCAAGUUCAUUACCUCCCUAUCAGUUCUAGCAGAGUAAACUACGGUACCAGUGUUAGUGGGAAGAGCUGGGUUUUCCUGGUAUACCCACUGCAUCCUACUCCUAUCUGGUCAACACGCUGCUUCCAGGAAGUCCAGCUCCUUAAACUGACGCUAGUCAAUAAACCUGGGCAAGUGAGGCAAGAGAAAUGAGAAUGAAUCCAUCUGUGAGGUGACAGGCAAGGAUGAAAGACAAAGAAGGAGAAGAGUAUCAAAAGCAGAGAGGAGAUCAUUUAGUUGGGUCUGAAAGGAAAAGUCUUUGCUAUCCAACAUGUACUGCUAGUACCUGUAAGCAUUUUAGGUCCCAGAAUGGAAAAAAAAAAAUCAGCUAUUGGUAAUAUAAUAAUGUCCUUUCCCUUGAGUCAGUUUUUUAAAAAAGUUAACUCUUAGUUUUUACUUGUUUAAUUCUAAAAGAGAAAGGAGCUGAGGCCAUUCCCUGUAGGAGUAAAGAUAAAAGGAUAGGAAAAGAUUCAAAGCUCUAACAGAGUCACAGCUUUCCCAGGUAUAAAACCUAAAAUUAAGAAGUACAAUAAGCAGAGGUGGAAAAUGAUCUAGUUCCUGAUAGCUACCCACGGAGCAAGUGAUUUAUAAAUCUGAAAUCCAAACUACUUUCUUAAUAUCACUUUGGUCUCCAUUUUUCCCAGGACAGGAAAUAUGUCCCCCCUAACUUUCUUGCUUCAGAAAUUAAAAUCCAGCAUCCCAAGAUCAUUCUACAAGUAAUUUUGCACAGACAUCUCCUCACCCCAGUGCCUGUCUGGAGCUCACCCAAGGUCACCAAACAACUUGGUUGUGAACCAACUGCCUUAACCUUCAGGGGGAGGGGGAUUAGCUAGACUAGGAGACCAGAAGUGAAUGGGAAAGGGUGAGGACUUCACAAUGUUGGCCUGUCAGAGCUUAAUGAUUAGAAGCCAAGCCAGUGGCAGCAAAGGCAGGCUUGGCCCAGGAAAAACCUGUGGGCUGUGCUAAUUUCUGUCCAGAAAAUAGGAUGGACAGAAGCUUGUGGGGUGCAUGGAGGAAUUGGGACCUGGUUAUGUUGUUAUUCUCGGACUGUGAAUUUUGGUGAUGUAAAACAGAAUAUUCUGUAAACCUAAUGUCUGUAUAAAUAAUGAGCGUUAACACAGUAAAAUAUUCAAUAAGAAGUCAAA
This is a messenger RNA of Nomascus leucogenys (northern white-cheeked gibbon), 1414 nucleotides long. RefSeq lists its product as uncharacterized. The transcript has 2 exons. The coding region runs from base 24 to 422 and encodes 132 amino acids. The record is from RefSeq and is a predicted model, not a curated record. Lineage: Eukaryota; Metazoa; Chordata; Mammalia; Primates; Hylobatidae.